Molecule: messenger RNA, 1507 nt
Organism: Saprolegnia diclina VS20
Lineage: Eukaryota; Oomycota; Saprolegniomycetes; Saprolegniales; Saprolegniaceae
Exons: 12
Coding region: 59-1507 (482 amino acids)
Source: RefSeq, a predicted model, not a curated record
GCAGCUGCUCUGCGAUCACCAUGACGCUGCCGGCGCCUCGUGCUGCCACGUCAGACAGAUGGUCCGGCCCAAAAUAGCCCCUCAAACCAGAUUUGGGCGAAUGGACGCCGAGUCCGACGCGCCGUCGGCGCACGAGGGCCUGCCGCACGUGGCCACGAGCGUGAUCCAAACCCACAAGUUCAAGACCAAAGUUCAGAGCCGCCUUCGUCGCAAGAUGGGCUGGACGCGCAAGCAAGCCAUGCUCGAGCAGCUCUCGCGGCAAUGUCAGGACCAUCUGGAGCGCCACGGCACGCUGCCAGUCAUUCCCGUCGACAUCAAAGUCGACUCGCUGCGGCGCGCGAUACGGCGGCGCCUCACGUUUGCCUCCGAGUGGACCGAGUACUUCUACACCAAGUUUUUCUUCCAGUCGCCACUCGCCGUGCGCUUGACGGCUGAUGUCUUUUGGCACUACAGCAUCGCGUUCUUUGCCAUGGGCGAGCAUGACGGCCAUAGCUUUCUCGAUCUUUUGCACGCCCACGCCCAAGGGUCUGUCGCAGUGCUCUACGGCAAGCUGCUCACCAAAGUCCACAAUGUGACGUUGCCCACCGGCGCCGCCGACGAGUUCCUCGACUUCUUCCCUUACCUCGUCUCCCGCACCGUGUACAAGGUGGCGCAAAAAUCGUACCCUGAAUUCGUGUUUCAGCUGCGCCGCCUCGCGCGGCAGUCGCUGAUCCACACGGCGUGCGUCUGGACGACUGGUAUUACCGCGAAAAGCGCGUGCUGGAAAUCCUGGCGCGUUGAAAUUAAAAAGAAGAAGCUCAAGCACGCGCCAAAGCCCAAUCUCAUGGUGCGGGAGCUCGCAGACGACGAGCGCGGCCUCACCGAAGACCUUGGGAGCGACGACAGCAACGAAGAAGACUCGCUCUCGGACGAAGAUGCGGCGUUCUCGAGUGUGGCAUUUGCCGAAUUCAAGAUCGAAACCGCGGCAAGCGACACGGCCUCGAGCGCGGCCGAGGCGCUGCGAAUGAUGGACGUUCCCCAGCGCAAGUACGCCCACGGUCACUUGGAGAAAGCGGACCUCGCGUUUAGCGCCCCCGUCCGCGCUAUUAUGGACAAGUACCAGUACUCGGGGCUGCAAGGACGCCGCCUCGGUGUCGCCCUGCGCCUCUCAGACAAGGAGCACCAAACGUACAACGUGCACAAAGAACAGCACAAGGCGUGGCUGGACCACCUCAACCGACCACUGCGACAAACCCAGAGCUUGAGCAGCUUGACGCUCGAGGCGGACGACGAGGGCAAGCAAGUGUUUGUGCCGAAAUGUGAGUUUGAGCUCGCGAACCCGGUGGCGGAAGCCCGCGCCAAGCGGCUGCUCGAAGCCAAGCAAAAACUACUCGAGCGGGAGCAAGAGUACGUCGGGGAGGUUAUCCAGUACAAGCCCGCCAUCGUUGUCUUUGGCCAGCGCCUCGAUCAACACCUCAAGAUGAACCCGCUCCGGCGCAAAGCCAUUUUAGCACCGCUCAAGUCGUAG